AUCAUGUCGCAGCCAUCAAACAAAAAAUCCGGGGUAUGGUGAUGGACGGGAUUCUUGUGCCUGUUGCAAUGUCAAUGGCAGCUCUUGCACCUGAGCCGACUCCAGACCCUGCAACACCAACUGUGAUGCUAAGCUGACGACGCGUAUUAUUUUGUGGACCGACUAUGCUCCGAAUUCAACCUAGUCAACACCUUCUACCAGCCGCAUCUGAUUGUAAACUUCAUGACUUGUACGCUGCUCAUGUGCACCGAAACCGUGAUGACCGAAUUGGCAGUCACCGCUACCAGCUGAGUCGCAGGGAAACCAUCACGGCUCUUCAGCAAUUCCCGUUUUGUGAAGUGAAAUCCUAAGCCUGCCUUUGUGUACAUCAACUGGUAGCGUCAACGAAUUUGGUUGGAGCCUUUUGAGUACAGCCCGAAGUGCAGAGUGACAUGCAGCCGACAACAUUGCCAAGGACGUCUGCUCGAGCAUAUAAAAGUCGAAGACCAUGGUUAUCUACAAUCACAAUACUUAGUUGCAGGGUUGGAGUUCAUCUUUAUGAACAUCUCUUGUAAGCAUUCGCACUCUUGAGACGAACUAAUAAGAUUGUGAUUGAUUGAUAAUUCUGUCAUUGAAAUUGCCUUUCACAUUGAUUUUCUUCGGGAGUUGGAGCCUUGGAGCUGUAACCUUGUUGGAGACAGGCUCUGUUUGAACAGGCUGGUGGAACAGAUAUUGAACCUUUCGUGGCGUUGAUACUUCCAAUGGCGGCGUUGAGUGCUUCCACACUGGUGCUGCUUUUCCUGGUGGGGACGGUAGCAUGUGUUGUCGAAGGAAAUACUGGUCAGGAAACUAAUAUAGGAUCGAAAGCAAACGCGGCUGGAAAGGAGGCUGUGAACGGCCAAACUGAACGUGUCAUGAUACCGUCUAUUCUAAUGGACCAUUUGUCUCCACUCGAUGCAAAAACCGCUUCGUUGUAUGCUUCGAAGAUCGGGGAUGGUUCCAUUGCCCAGCAUGCCGAGGAAUUCUGCUCGGAGGCCAAGCUAUUGUGUGAUGCCGAUGUGAAAAUCUUGGACCCUAGCAUGGACAUUUCCUUUAAGGAUCUGCUGGAGGGGGGAAACCUUCUCCAAAAGGCGAAGGACAUGAUCGAAGCCUCAACGGAGAUGUUCUUCAAUCUAAGGGAUCUUGAAAUCGGAAAGGACAUCAAAAUUUCUGCCAAUCUACGGGAUCAGUACCCUACUACAUCCUUUCUACCAGAGUCUCUUGCCAAGAUCAUGCCAGUGUCUGGUGACAAAAUUGCUGAGUUGUUGCAAAUGCUUGCUAUUCCACCGAAUUCUAAUUUGGCUCUUAUGAUGUCCCGCACAGUGGCUCACUGCGAAGUAAAAUCCAAUCCUACUAACUUGCCAGCAGUGAUCAAAGAGUCCUCUGGUAUGUGUGUGACUUCAUUGGAGACACUGACCAAGUUUUUAGGUGAUCACUUUCCACAAGACUCUCGUAUCAACGCUCUUGAUCGUACCAUCCCUGCAUCCACUGCCUCACAGGAGUCAGCGGCAAGCAAUUGCGAUAUUACUCCCUGCACUGGGAGGAACUGUAGCCAUCAGAGCCCGCCGGAACCAGCAUUAUCUUGCGUGCCAGGAAACAUGGUUGCAGAUGCUGUGCCUGUGAACACGAAGACUGCAGCCAACACCCUCAAAGUGCUUGACGUGAAGGAGUAUGAACACACGGUAGUGUGUCACAAGAACGUGUUUCCUUUCGCAGUGUACGAGUGCCGCAACUUAGACAGCAGCAAGAACAAUGGCGGUGAAGAGAAUGUGAAGAUUUAUGCUGUGGCUAUGGUGUCCCACGAAGAUGGACGCCCCUUCAACCAAAUCGCAUCUUGCCGCACUUAUGGUGGUGGUAGUCAGAAGCCGAGGAAGGCAUUGAUUCCCGAUCUGCUUGUCAACGAGUCUUCCGCAUGCCAUUGGCUAUCCGAUACCUUUGUCUGGGCACCCGUCCCCGCGGGUUGAUCGACGAGCACCGAAAACCUGGCGCAGCUUUGAGUUCUUGUCGAAGAGUCUAAGUAAACUGAACCAACACUACCAGUAAAUUUACUGUCCAUCCCUGUUGGAUCCAGGGGGCUCUUCAAGUUUGGCCCAAUCCUUGCCUCCUUGUUUGUGAGAUCCAGACAGCUUUACUUUCUGGUUUAAUCUUAUUUUCAGAGUAGAACUUUUAUGUUUAAGCACCACUCACGAGGACUUGAUUAUAAUAAGGUACACAAAAUUCAUGAAGCUGCAGACUACAUGGAAAUCAUCACAGCAGCGUGAUGUCACUUUACAGUGAAUUGUGUUUAUCAGUCAACUGAAAGCCAUCUUUUUAUCAGCGUGGUUGAGGGCAUUUUUGCUUAGUGAAUACUCCAUGUUACUCUGAACAUUGUCCUCUGCAUGUUGUAUGUUUUUGGAAUUAUAAUAAAAAUGAUUAAGUUGA
This is a messenger RNA of Physcomitrium patens, 2439 nucleotides long. NCBI's taxonomy places the organism in Eukaryota, Viridiplantae, Streptophyta, Bryopsida, Funariales, Funariaceae. The record is from RefSeq and is a predicted model, not a curated record.